AUGGCGUCAGACGGGAUGAUUUUAACGAACCACGACCACCAAAUCCGGGUCGGAGUCUUGACAGUGAGUGACAGCUGUUUUCGAAACCUUGCAGAGGACCGUAGUGGCGUCAACCUCAAAGAUCUCGUCCAUGAUCCCUCUCUGUUGGGAGGUAUGAUCGCGGCCUACAAGAUAGUGCCAGAUGAGAUUGACGAAAUCAAGGAGACUCUGGUGGAUUGGUGCGAUGAAAAGGAACUUAACCUCAUCCUAACCACCGGAGGCACCGGCUUCGCCCCGAGAGAUGUCACGCCAGAGGCCACUAAGGAGGUGAUAGAGCGUGAGGCUCCAGGGAUGUCUCUGGCAAUGCUGAUGGGAUCCCUCAACGUCACACCGUUAGGCAUGCUUUCCAGACCUGUGUGUGGUAUCCGAGGGAAGACACUCAUCAUUAACUUACCAGGAAGCAAGAAAGGUUCCCAGGAAUGCUUCCAGUUCAUCCUGCCAGCGCUGCCGCACGCCAUCGACCUCCUCCGGGACGCAGUGGUGAAGGUAAAGGAGGCGGCAGACGAGCUGGAGGACCUGCCGUCGCCACCGCCGCCCCUCUCGCCGCCUCCCAACAGUUCGCCACGCCGCCAGACCGAGGACAAGGGCGUGCAGUGCGAGGAGGAGGAUGAAGAGAAGAAGGACAGCGGCGUGGCGUCCACCGAGGACAGCUCCUCCUCCCACAUCACCGCCGCAUCCAUCGCCGCCAAGAUCCCAGACUCCAUUAUCUCGCGGGGUGUGCAGGUGUUGCCCAGGGAUACAGCCUCUCUCAGUACCACGCCCUCGGAGUCGCCCCGCGCCCAGGCCACAUCCCGCCUCUCCACCGCUUCCUGUCCCACACCCAAAAUUCAUCACUCUUUAGAGGUCCUGGCAGACAGAUUAAAAGGCCCAGUGAAGUUGUAUGAUUUACAAUUCAAUGUGCAGUCACGAUGCAGCAGCAAAGAAAAUAUCCUAAGAUCAAGUCACAGUGCUGUGGACAUUACCAAGGUGGCCCGGAGGCACCGCAUGUCCCCCUUCCCCCUCACCUCCAUGGACAAGGCCUUCAUCACUGUGCUGGAGAUGACCGCCGUCCUGGGCACUGAGAUCAUCAACUACAGAGAUGGGAUGGGUCGAGUCCUGGCUCAGGACGUUUAUGCCAAAGACAACUUGCCACCCUUCCCUGCUUCUGUCAAGGAUGGUUAUGCUGUGAGAGCGGCUGACGGCCCGGGCGACCGCUUCAUCAUCGGAGAGUCCCAAGCUGGAGAGCAGCCCACCCACACAGUGAUGCCUGGCCAGGUGAUGAGGGUGACGACGGGUGCCCCUAUACCCUGCGGGGCUGACGCUGUAGUUCAGGUGGAAGACACCGAGCUCCUCCGCGAGUCUGAAGACGGCACAGAGGAGCUGGAGGUACGAAUCCUAGUACAGGCUCGCCCAGGGCAGGACAUCAGGCCUAUCGGUCAUGACAUCAAGCGUGGGGAGUGUGUGCUGGCCAAAGGCACCCACAUGGGCCCCUCUGAGAUCGGUCUCCUUGCCACCGUUGGAGUCACAGAGGUGGAGGUCCAGAAAUUCCCUGUGGUGGCUGUCAUGUCUACAGGAAAUGAGCUGCUGAACCCAGAAGAUGACCUCCAUCCUGGGAAGAUCAGGGACAGCAAUCGCUCCACCCUGCUGGCUACUAUCCAGGAGCACGGCUACCCUACUAUCAAUCUGGGCAUCGUGGGAGACAACCCCGAUGACCUUCUCAACGCUCUGAAUGAAGGCAUCAGCCGUGCUGAUGUCAUCAUCACCUCAGGAGGAGUGUCCAUGGGAGAGAAGGACUACCUUAAACAGGUGCUGGAUAUUGAUCUACAUGCUCAGAUCCAUUUUGGCCGUGUUUUUAUGAAACCAGGUCUCCCAACAACUUUUGCCACCUUGGACACUGACGGUGCUCGCAAACUUAUCUUUGCCCUCCCAGGAAAUCCCGUGUCCGCUGUUGUCACCUGUAAUCUUUUUGUCAUCCCUGCCUUGAGGAAGAUGCAGGGCAUUUUGGACCCUAGGCCCACCAUCAUCAAAGCGAGGUUGUCUUGCGAUGUGAAGUUGGACCCUCGCCCUGAAUACCACCGCUGCAUCCUGACAUGGCAUCACCAGGAGCCUCUGCCGUGGGCACAGAGCACAGGGAACCAGGUGAGCAGCAGGCUGAUGAGUAUGCGCAGUGCUAACGGGCUCCUGAUGCUACCUCCCAAAACAGAGCAAUACGUGGAGCUGCACAAGGGCGAGGUGGUUGACGUCAUGGUCAUCGGCCGGCUAUGAUGUCA
Molecule: messenger RNA, 2288 nt
Organism: Scomber scombrus (Atlantic mackerel)
Lineage: Eukaryota; Metazoa; Chordata; Actinopteri; Scombriformes; Scombridae
Gene: gphnb
Product: gephyrin b
Exons: 26
Coding region: 1-2283 (760 amino acids)
Biological process (GO): Mo-molybdopterin cofactor biosynthetic process; molybdenum incorporation into molybdenum-molybdopterin complex; gamma-aminobutyric acid receptor clustering
Cellular component (GO): cytoplasm; dendrite; postsynaptic specialization
Molecular function (GO): molybdopterin molybdotransferase activity
Source: RefSeq, a predicted model, not a curated record